GUGCCUGGUUGCUUACCACAUAUUUUUCAUGCUGUUCGUCUGGUCAUACUGGAAAACAGUCUUUACGCUACCAAUGAAUCCUUCAAAAGAAUUUCAUCUAUCAUAUUCAGACAAGGAAUCCCUAGAGAAGGAGCCUAGGGGUGAAUCUCAGCAAGAAGUUUUAAGACGGGCAGCCAAGGAUCUUCCUAUCUAUACACGGACAAUGUCUGGAGCAAUCAGAUACUGUGACAGAUGCCACCUUGUAAAACCAGAUCGUUGCCAUCACUGUUCUGUGUGCGACAAAUGCAUUUUGAAAAUGGAUCAUCAUUGCCCUUGGGUGAACAAUUGUGUAGGAUUCUCCAAUUACAAGUUUUUUCUCCUCUUCUUGGCUUACUCUCUGCUGUAUUGCCUUUUCAUUGCUGCAACGGAUUUACAAUAUUUUAUCAAGUUUUGGACAAAUGGCCUUCCUGAUACUCAAGCCAAGUUCCACAUCAUGUUUUUAUUCUUUGCUGCGGCUAUGUUUUCUGUCAGUCUGUCUUCUCUCUUUGGGUAUCACUGUUGGCUUGUCAGCAAGAAUAAAUCUACAUUAGAGGUAUUCAGAGCUCCUAUAUUCCGUCACAGAACAGACAAGAAUGGCUUCAGCUUGGGCUUCAGCAAAAACCUAAGGCAGGUGUUUGGAGAUGAGAAGAAAUACUGGUUGCUGCCCGUGUUUUCCAGUCUAGGGGAUGGUUGCUCCUUCCCAACUUGCCUUGUUAAUCAGGAUCCUGAGCAAGCUUCCACACCUGGUGGUCUUAAUUCAACAUCCAAAAACGAGAGCCACCUGUUCCCUGCCAAGCUGCUGCGCGACUCCCAGAGCCACCUCCUCACUGACCCGCCGGCCUGGCCAGAGACCAGUGCCAAGGCUGAAAAGGACAAAGUGGGUAUGAGCAAUCCUGCAUUAACCAUGGAAAAUGAAACCUAAUUUCCCUUAAAGGAAACAUCUGAAUAUGUAAGGAAAGUUCAAGAAAAAGCUGUUGUUGGAAGGAAGAUGGAUUUCUUCCCAAUAUCAGCCCUGUUGGCCAGCUGCUCCUGUCUGCUCCUGUGUGGAUGUGCUCAGAAAACAAACUGACAGAUGAUUAGCUGUCUCCCUGUCACUGCUUAAAACAUAAAACUAAACAUACUACUUCUGAACCAUACAAAGAAUGUUUCAACUUAAAAUU
This is a messenger RNA of Merops nubicus (carmine bee-eater), 1178 nucleotides long. RefSeq names its product zinc finger, DHHC-type containing 2 (gene ZDHHC2). Gene Ontology annotation, cellular component: Golgi apparatus; endoplasmic reticulum. Lineage: Eukaryota; Metazoa; Chordata; Aves; Coraciiformes; Meropidae. The coding region runs from base 29 to 940 and encodes 303 amino acids. Gene Ontology annotation, molecular function: protein-cysteine S-palmitoyltransferase activity. The transcript has 11 exons. The record is from RefSeq and is a predicted model, not a curated record. Gene Ontology annotation, biological process: peptidyl-L-cysteine S-palmitoylation; protein targeting to membrane.